Phanerochaete carnosa HHB-10118-sp is the source of this 462-nucleotide messenger RNA. RefSeq lists its product as uncharacterized. The transcript has 3 exons. The record is from RefSeq and is a predicted model, not a curated record. Lineage: Eukaryota; Fungi; Basidiomycota; Agaricomycetes; Polyporales; Phanerochaetaceae. The coding region runs from base 1 to 462 and encodes 153 amino acids.
AUGAAACAACAGCUACGUCAAAUGUUUAAACAACAGCUGCACGAUGUUGAAGAUGACAAAGAAGCAGCCAGAAAUGGAAUAAACUGGCCCAAGAAGUCUGGGAUAAAACAUUGGUGGCUUGUGGCUGCAUCUGAGAGCCAAGACAGUGAGGAAUCUCAGGAAUGGAAUGGUUGUGCCUCACCGGCGGUCUUCAGUGCCCAAGUUACGGCUGACAUUACUGAAAAGAGGCCUUUGACUGUAGAACAGCGAGCAGAUCAAAUGGACAAUGCACCAGAUUGGCCAGACCCUUUUGAAGGGGUGCUGUUUGAAGUGCCUAAUGACCUACAGGUAGAGCAAGCUGAGACGGAAAGCAAGGACAACGGAGAAAGUACCCUGGAUGAAGUUCCAGAAGCAAUUGGGAAGCCCAAAACCAGGCCAGGCAUAAUUUUAGAAGAGGGCAGAGACAAGCCAAGAAGUCUCUAG